ACCCCUUUAAAAACUUCAUUCACCCCACGACAUUUGUUUCAACUCUCCAUAGGCCAGCUCAUUUCCCUCACAACACAACACAAAGCCCCAUCACCAACCCAACCCUCUCUCUCUCUCUUUCUUCUCUCUCUACAGCUCUCAGCGUUUUCUCCACCAGAUCUCUCGGAGUAACCCUUUCAAGAUGCGAGCUUUUUGAGCUUUUAUCUCUCUCUACAACCAUACAAACCCAAAUACCCAUUUUCUUUUUUUGAUUUCUUUUCGCUUAUUUUUGACUUUUUCUUCGAUUUCUCUCCGAAGGGUUUUCAGGGUUGGUGUUUAUUUGUUUCCUUAUUUUUUAUCUUUAUCAAAGAACAGAUUUUUAUUAGUCUCUCUCUUUUUUGGCUUUAUAGAGAGAGAAAAAUGGCUAAUGGGGUAGAGAGAGAAAGUGAGUUGGUGGUGAUGUUUAGCGAGGAAGAGCUGAGUGAGAUGAGUGGGGUAAGGAGAUGUUUGAACUAUAUAGAGGUCACGUGUGGUUGUACCAGUCACAGAUAUGGUGAUGCUGUUGGGAGGCUUAGGGUUUUCCAAAAUGGUGACCUUGAAAUCACUUGUGAAUGCACCCCUGGUUGUCAGGAAGACAAGCUGACUCCGGCUGCAUUUGAGAAGCAUUCUGGAAGAGAGACAGCAAGGAAAUGGAAGAAUAAUGUGUGGGUCAUAGUUAACGAGGAGAAGGUUCCAUUGUUUAAGACAGUGCUGCUCAAGUACUACAACCAAGCAUCAAAAAAUGCUAAUGGGUCCCAUAGAUCUCAUAAUGGACGAGCUUGUCAUCGUGAUGAGUUUAUUCGCUGUACUAGGUGCAACAAGGAUCGAAGGUUUCGUCUGCGGACAAAAGAGGAAUGUCGGAUUCAUCAUGAUGCUUUGGCAGAUUCAAAUUGGAAAUGUUCUGAUCUGCCAUAUGACAAAAUUUCAUGCGAUGAUGAUGAAGAACGAGCAAGUCGCAGGGUGUACAGGGGCUGCACCCGGUCUCCAACAUGCAAGGGUUGCACUUCUUGUGUGUGUUUUGGAUGUGAAAUCUGCCGUUUCUCAGAUUGCAGCUGCCAGACUUGUGUCGACUUUACGAUGAAUGCAAAAACUUGAGUCUCUAAAGUAACCUUGCUAUCCUGAUGAUUUCCCCUUUGUGUGGGUUCUCUGCCCAUUAUUGGUGCUGCAUUCAAGCGCCACCCCCCACACAUUUGAAAAAAAAAGCUUCCAUUGUCUUUGUCUUCUUUAUUUUGAACAUGAAUUUCCAGUCCCUGGGUUUAUCAGUAUUUGCUGUUCUCAUUGACUGGUUCAGAACUUCAAAUUCAGUAAUUUAUUUCCUUCAUUUAUAUC
Messenger RNA from Quercus robur (English oak), 1347 nucleotides. RefSeq names its product protein ULTRAPETALA 1-like. The record is from RefSeq and is a predicted model, not a curated record. The transcript has 3 exons. Gene Ontology annotation, molecular function: DNA binding. Gene Ontology annotation, cellular component: cytosol; nucleus. Bases 400 to 1113 code for a protein of 237 amino acids. NCBI's taxonomy places the organism in Eukaryota, Viridiplantae, Streptophyta, Magnoliopsida, Fagales, Fagaceae.